This is a messenger RNA of Eutrema salsugineum, 1081 nucleotides long. Its product is annotated as rhomboid-like protein 17, chloroplastic. The transcript is spliced from 8 exons. Bases 1 to 990 code for a protein of 329 amino acids. Gene Ontology annotation, molecular function: serine-type endopeptidase activity. The record is from RefSeq and is a predicted model, not a curated record. Lineage: Eukaryota; Viridiplantae; Streptophyta; Magnoliopsida; Brassicales; Brassicaceae. Gene Ontology annotation, cellular component: membrane.
AUGCGUGCGAUUUUCUCUUCUCGCAGAAUUGGCUCGUCCUCGCAGCUAACCAAAUCGCUGAAGAAGCCUACCUUUUCUUCUCACCCGAGCCAGAGCCGCCAUUUCCUAAGCCAUCUUCUUCCUUGUGGCCUCUCUUCUUCCUCUUCUUCGUUAACGCGCUUUGUCCCCUCUCUUCUAUCGCGACCGGAGAAAAUUCAUGGGUUUUUCGCGAGCACGUUGAGAAACACCCACCUGAACCUGAAAUCCGGAAAUCUCUUGGAAUCUAGAGUUGGGUUCUUCGGUUCUCAGCUUCCUAGUAAGGGAUUCGAGGUCGAGCCCUGGGUUUUUACUGGGUUUCAAAAGCGUGGAUGGAAGUCUUGGGUUAAUGGAGCUCAUGGUGUAGUUUUCGGGUUGAUAAUAGCUAAUGCUGCUGUAUUUACAAUGUGGAAGGUUAAAGACAAACGAUGGAUGGCAACAAAUUUUGUGCUAUCAGUGUACAGUUUUACGACUGGUCGUAUACACACGCUGAUAACUUCAGGUUUCAGUCAUAUAGUAACCAGCCAAAUCAUAUUCAACAUGAUGAUGCUCUGCUACUUUGGAACCAGAAUCGCAAGAACCUUGGGACCGCUUUACCUUUUGAAGCUGUACUUUGCUGGAGCUCUUGGUAGCUCUGUUUUCUUCUUAAGUGGUCAUGCUCUGAUGGCUAUACUUAAGAGCGAAGGAGUUGUCAGCAAGGAACCAACGAGACCCAAUGCACUCGCAGGUGCAGAUGGAGCCGUAUUUGCCAUUACACUACUCGAUAUCCUCCUCUACCCAAAAGUUACUACAUACUUUGCUUUGAUGUUCCGAGUUCCCGCAUUGCUUGGAAUUGUAACCUUGGGACACGAGUUGUUAAAGGUGCUAGAGGGAAAGAAGAAGAGUAUCACCUUCGGUUCGAUUCACACGGGAGGAGGAGCUAUAGUUGCAGCCAUUGCGUGGAGGCGGAUCAAGAAAGGUCGAUUCUACUAUUGAUUGAUCUCAUUUUUUUUGGUCCAUUGAUUCUUGGAUUUGCUUAAAAAAAAAAGACUCAAUUGACCUGAUCAUAAUAGAGGUUAUGUUAAAC